Messenger RNA from Neolamprologus brichardi, 1268 nucleotides. It is a transcript of the gene mbip, whose product is annotated as MAP3K12 binding inhibitory protein 1. The record is from RefSeq and is a predicted model, not a curated record. Lineage: Eukaryota; Metazoa; Chordata; Actinopteri; Cichliformes; Cichlidae.
GCUUGUCGAACAGCAAUGGCGGAGGCAAUGAAGCUAAGUAGAAAUCAUGCUCCUCCCAGUGACUCCAGUAAAAUGUCCAGCUAUACAGACUGUAUGGAUUCGUUACUGCAACUGCUAGCAGACUUCGGGGAAGAGCUGAAAUUUGGGGAUGCUGCUUUGAAAAUAGAUGUCAACCCCAGCGCUGUGAAUCUCCAAUCAUCUCCACCUGCUCAUGUUUACAGCUCAUUACAAGGACAUAUCGCUAAAUUACAGGCUGUUUCAGAAAGCCUAAAGGCAUUGUUGGAUGCUGAGGCUGAUGCAUCCUCUUUAAAGAACACAUCAGAAGAUGCUGUCAUCUCAUCUUCAAGCAGUGCACAUACGGCCACGCAGUCUGAGCACCAUUCGCACAGCUCCGGGGCUACAGAGAGCAAGACGGCGGCUGAUGACGUCAUGGUUCAGAUCCGAGCUGGGAAGUCAGAGAUUGAGCGAAGAAUAUCUGCAUUUAUGGAACGCAAGCAGAUGGAGAUCAAUGAAAACAAUGUACGCGAGUUUUGCAACGUGAUCGACUGCAAUCAGGAAAACAGCUGUGCCAGAACAGAUGCAGUAUUCACUCCUUACCCGGGUUUUAAAAGCCACGUAAAAGUCACACGAGUGGUAAACACUUACGGACCCCAGACCCGUAGUGGGGGAGACCAAGCAGAGGCUGGGGAUAAACAGAGGGGGCCAUUGACGAGAGACUGUGGAAAUGCAGCCAUAGAGGAACGACUCAACAACAUCGAGGCUCACCUCAAACUUCCAGCAGUGGGUCCAGUUCCAUUGAGUGUCUACCAGCGACUCAAGAAGUUGGAGGAUCGUAUACUCGAGUUGGAGGGACUCUCGCCUGAGUACUUUCAAUCCACAAGUCACCUGCACAAACGACAAAAGACGUCCUCUGCUCAGUCCUGCAGCCUGACAGAGCUGGAUGAGAAGAUAAGCGCAGUGAAAGCAGCUCUGCUGAAGAGGGCGACUGAGUUUGGGCCUGAAUUUGGAACAGAUUGUACAUUGUGAUAUAUUCAUAAGCGCAAACAAAUACUCGAGUUCAGCUGUUCAAGCAUUUAGUGUGUCAUCAUUUUCUUUUCCUCCAACUCUCAGCUACUCAUUAGCAGCAUUCUCAUCGUCUGUGUCAUUAAAAACUCCAAAAAACUCUUCAUGUGACAUUUGAUGAUAUUGGAUGGAAAUCGUGUACUGCUAUAACAGUUAAAUGAAAUAUAAAUUUUCUGUAAAUAAAUCUAUAUUUUCCUCCAUGAAAA